Messenger RNA from Megalopta genalis, 10440 nucleotides. RefSeq names its product Putative transcription factor capicua (gene cic). The record is from RefSeq and is a predicted model, not a curated record. Gene Ontology annotation, molecular function: RNA polymerase II transcription regulatory region sequence-specific DNA binding; DNA-binding transcription factor activity, RNA polymerase II-specific. NCBI's taxonomy places the organism in Eukaryota, Metazoa, Arthropoda, Insecta, Hymenoptera, Halictidae. Gene Ontology annotation, cellular component: nucleus. Gene Ontology annotation, biological process: regulation of transcription by RNA polymerase II.
GUGCACGUAGCCGACAAGAUAUGAAGGAAAGCCAGUGGUGAUGGUCGUGCCCGCAACGGUGUUGGUACGGUGGUGGCGUGUGUGCGUGUUGGUUGCUCGGUUAUAUGGCUCGACAAGUCGCAGGCUGUUCAGUUGAGCAACUCAGUCCAUACGCGUGCAUGUGACGAGAAAGAGCGAGGCGGAAAGAAAGAGGGAGGGAACGUAGUUAGUCGAAAGAAGCGAGAGAGAGAAAGAGAGAAAACCGAUUGCGAGGCACGUACAGCCGCGACAGGGAAGAUGUCAAUAAUUCGGUGAUACAGUGGCUCCUGCGAAAAUAUGGAUAAAUAAGAGUCGUAGAGAAGCGUGUGCAUCGACGGCGACGACGUCAUGACCGUGUCGUGGUAUUAUAGUUACCAUCUCCUCCCGGUCGGUCGGUCGGUCAGUCUACUGUGACGGAUUUUUGUAACGGGAGUGCACGCGCAUUUGCUCGAACAAGCCGACGAAAAUUACAGCAGUGGCAAGGACACCACAAGCCCCGGGUCGGUUGUGGCGCGGUGCCGAUGGUCCCCGGGAAUUUGUGUCGAUUCUUACGUUGAUCAUCAAUACUCACGGUAUAGGUGACACGGUGGAGUGGCGGUCUACGAGACCACGACGACGACCAACACAACGACAAUCGACACAACCACAGCGGUGACGGCAUUCACAGGCCCAGUGAAUACGUAUCAUACGUGUGUGUAGUACGCGUGCGCAGUCGCUACGCAAGGAUGUUCUUUUGUGUGCGUGCUAUUCGUUUGCUCGCUCGCACGUUCGCUCGCUCUCCCUCGUGUGCUUCCUUGUGGAAACGUAGUACGUGUGCGUACCAGUGUAAGUGUAUACACGUGCGCAAACCUCUUGCAUUGUGUGUCAGUGACUCUCCAUGCUCAUGGUGGAAGUAAGUGAGUGAGUAACAGCGACGUGUGCGGGACGAUAGUGUAUAUCGUGAGUGAAAGACGGCCAGAAGACGCUGACCAGAACGACGACGACGGCGAAGACGACGACGAAUAGAAAGAACGUGCGCGUCCGGAUUAACUCACAAGUCAAGAUGGAGCUAGUAGACGCGGACAUUGACUAGAGGUACAAGGCAAUUAAGAAAGAAGAAGAGAAAAGUGUCCGCCUAAGAGGAGAAUUUUCGGAGGAGGAUGCUCGGCAGUUGGGGCUGGGAAGAAGAAUUGGAGUUGGGAGAGGGAACAGCAACCCCGUCGCAAGAUAGACAAAGACGAGAGAGCCCAGACUCGACGCAUCCUGUCCCCGACAGCCGGGUGCUGAGGUAUGCACCCAGCCGGUGUCACCACCCUCCGAGCUUCAACUCGCCACAUUUCAGCACACAGCCUCCUCUCGACUGUACGGACUAGCAGCGUGAGGUGGCAAAAAUGCUGACUGCGCAUUCUGAGAUGCACGAAAAACGGGGGGAUCCCCUCGGAGGCGGACAGUAUGGAGUGGGCGGGGGUGGUGGCGGCAAUUCGAUUGAAGAAAAAUCUAUUCUGGAACAACCACCCCCGCCGCUGGCGCCUCCUCAGCGGGAUCCAUCCGAUCCAACAAUCAGCGCUAAGAAACUUCCAAAGAAACGAAAGUUCGAUCCAUCGGAGCUCGAGGAGAUGGACAAAACCAGCAAUGUAACAAGCAAUAUAAAUAACAUGGUGAACAUACGGACACCGAACAUGCUACUCGGCCAACCAAGUUUAGUUCAACAAUCAACUUUAGCCCGGCAAUCUCCGCAACAGCAAGAAUCCGAUUGUUAUCAAGUAUCCUCGGGACAUUCGGUGGUAAUUCUACCGCCUCAAAGUACUGCAGUGGAUUAUUCUCUUCGAGAAGAACCUUUACGUUCUCGUCCUCGGCCUGCUACUGUUACUAUUGAUCUCAGUGAGUGGCGCGACCACAGAGUGUUAGCUUUAAGGGAUUCAUAUUAUUAUCCAGGUGUUAUUCGUAACGUUGUUCAAGGAGAGAUUUACAUAGAAUUCGAUGGAGAGAGGAAACUAGUGCGUUAUACUGACGUUUUGGGUGCGGGGAGGUAUGAUGUGAUAGGUGAUGCAAGCCCGUCCGUAGGGCAAGUGGUUUUAGAUGCAAAAGUUUGUAUCAGAUGUCCACCGUCAAACAAUCAUAUUGACGCCGCUAAAGUGUUUGUAAAGGGAACAGUGUGCAAGAUUUUAACGAAGCCUAAGCGUUUUGUUGUUAGAAUACCAAGAGAAGAUGAUCAGAGUGCCAGUUAUGUUGUGAAACGUGCGGAUCUACGAUUAGUGCAACCUCCAUGGUGGGAUGAACUAGAGGAAGGAUUGGAAGACUGUGAUUCUUCAAGAGUUGAAGGAAUUGAUCAUGGCUAUCGAAAUUCUUCGGAAGCUCCAACAGCAGUGCCAAUUAUGCUUCAUCACUCUUCUCACCAUACAUCUCAUAUAUCAGCCCAUAGCGACACAUAUUACAGAACGACUGGUACUAGUCCUCUCAUGACUUCUGCGCAUUCUGCUAGCACAGCAUUAAGUAACGGAAGUCGACCAUACGAUGAUUUAGAAAGUGAAGAUGACUUAGAUAGGGAAGAUAUUACAUUCCCUUCAGAUGCAGACGCAAAAUUAUCAGGAAGCAGUAAGAGGAGUAGCAUGCAAAGUCGGGGAAGUACCAGUAGUCUAGUUGAACAACGCAGUAUAACUCCUCGUUCUCAAGCAGCCACGCCCAGAUCUCAGGCGGCAACGCCACAUAGAUAUAAAAAAGGUGAUGUAGUGGCUACGCCAAGUGGAGUUAGAAAAAAGUUCAAUGGUAAACAGUGGCGUCGACUCUGUAGCAAAGAAGGAUGUUCCAAAGAAAGCCAACGUAGAGGAUACUGUUCUCGUCAUCUUAGUUUGAAAGGAUCUGGCCUUAGAGGUCCAACGAAUACAUUUCCUGGUGGUAAGAUGGAUGGCGAGGAGACAUCAAGAGAUUCCGACACUUCUCCGAAUUAUGGAGAUCGAAGAAUUGCUGGACGAUUCGAUCAAGAUGAAACCGAAGCUGCUAACAUGCUUGUGUCCUUAGGUAGUUCUAGAUCGGCAACUCCGGCAUUUUCAUCGCCAACCGGACAGUCCUCGAUAUCUCCUUGUAUCAAUCAGUCUCCAGUACCACCGUUGGGACUCAAUCAAAACAAUGUGUUUAUGCCUAUUUCGAGUCCUGCUCAUCACGCGCCUCCAUUAGUUUCACCUGGUGCGAAGUGGAAACAUUCACCUACCCAAUCCACGUUCAUUACUCAGUAUCAACAACAGGUGAUAAAACCUGAACCCAAUCGAGUGGUUAGGUCGAAUCGACCAGCUCCAACAGCACCUGUCCCAGCUAGUAUAGGGACAAGCGUGAUAAGAAUCUCUCCUGUAAGUCGUGGUAUACCUGGACCUACUAAUUUAACCUUCUCAUGGUCGGAACAAAGCCCACCACCGCGACAUCCUUCGGUUGUGACGACUAUAGCUCAACAACAACAAGGCAUAAUUCUUCAACAUGCUCUCACAACGAACAAUGGCUUUCCCAACCAUUCGGAAGUUCCAGAACAAAAUGCACAGAUACUAAAACCAUCUCAUUCGCCUCAUAUGCCACUGUCAGCGCCAACACCACAAAACCUAACACUUCUGCAUAAACCUUUGGAACAACCCGUCGAUUAUGCACAACCGCAACCGCAGAACCAGCCAAUUUAUGUGAUGCAGCAUCAACAUGAAAAAAAGUAUCUUGUAAUAAAAAAUAGUGUGGAUGUAUCUACAGCAGGCCAUAUAACUAAUCAAGAUGAUAAGUAUAGACCUGGGCUAAUGAAUCAGCUAAGUCAGCUUCCACCAUCGUUACAUCAAACACAGUCUCAACCUCCGCAAUCACCUGCUGUCUCGUCUGUUCAUAUCGAUAAAUUGUCGGUUUUACAACCAAGUAAAGUACCGUCACACGCAUCUACACAUAUGGAUAUGCAGAGAACGCAACCACCACCUACAAGCGUAGUAAUGACGACUACCACAGAAGCUUCGAAUCCACCUACUCCUACGAGCGUCUUCCAGCAUGUAAUAGUUCAACCAGGAAAUAUAAUACAGAUCCCAAAAAGUCAACCAUCUAGAGAAGAAAACUCAAAAAACAAUGGUGUUCUAUAUGGCAGCCACGAAGUUCCUCCUGCAUACCAGUCCCAUCCCCCAUCAUUACUGAACAAUGCAGUGCGCAACUGGAAAAAAGCUUUUUCCUGGCAGACGACAGUACUGGAUCAAUCAGAAGUGAGUCCUCCACCAUCCACCCUAAGUCCACCUUUGAGUGCACCUCCAAUUCCAAUAAGUAUGAGUACGCCUGGUGAAGAUGGAGCUGGUCCUGGACCAGAUCCUAUUACGCCUGCUGAAGAGGAAGACGAUGACGUUUUUGAAGCAGAACCAACAACACCUGCAGAAGUGGAGGCUAAUGCCAAUAAGAGACGUAGUCAGUCCCUUAGUGCAUUGCAUUCCAAGGAGCCUCAAAGUCCACUUAAAACUAAGGAUCGAAUACGGCGACCAAUGAACGCAUUUAUGAUUUUCUCAAAGCGUCACCGUGCACUAGUGCACCAGAGACAUCCAAAUCAGGAUAAUCGUACCGUAUCCAAAAUAUUAGGAGAGUGGUGGUACGCAUUGGGCCCAGAGGAAAAGCAAAAGUAUCAUGAUUUGGCAUCAGAAGUGAAAGAAGCGCAUUUUAAAGCACAUCCAGAUUGGAAAUGGUGCAGUAAAGAUAGGCGAAAAUCUUCUACAACGAGUUACAAAGGCAGUGAUUCUCGGGGAAAAUUGAAUAGUACUGGAGAAGAGACAGACAUGGGACCACCAACGGACGACGUACCAUUAACACCAAGAGCCAAUGACGAAAUUACUGUUCCUGUUUCUACAGUCUAUAAUGAAGCUCCCCCGAUUGAGGUUAUUAAUCAGUCACACGCGCAUCGGAUAAUGGAAAUGCCUGUGCAAAUCGAAAACACUGAGCCAGACUUAAAGCAGGACGAAGACGGAAAUGUAUCAGAUGAAGAUCAAAUGGUAAUCUGCGAGGAUCCACAACCUGAAAUAGAUUUGAAAUGCAAAGAUAAAUUAACAGACAGCGACAAUGAUAUACAAGACGAAGAUGGUGAAAAGAAAUGUUAUACACAAUCACGAUUUUCGCCUGUGAGUGGUCAAAAGAGGGAGACAAUGACGAUGAAGCAAGAAAUUACAUGCAGGCCUAAACCAAUAAAAGCACGAAUACCUUCAACAGGUAUAGAAACUACAACGAAGUAUCACCACACUUCUAUGGAUAAAGGAGGAACAGUAUCUGUUUUGUCGAGCACGUAUCCUUAUCACAGUCCUGUCAAUCCAACUGGGGUAUCCGGUUUUCAACCUACUGGUGGGGCAUUCAUAACGAUGCCAAUAUCUCCUAAAGUUAUUAAGCCGGAGCCGGUAAAAAGUGAACAGCAAUACAGUACUCAAUACAGUAUGAGCAAUCUGGUGGCAAGCAUUCAUGAAAACGGAAGGAAUAUGCCUAAAUUUACGGCUGCUCCGGUAUUACAUUCUCAGCCGCUGCAAUCCUUAGGCACUAUUCUUCGCCCCCUUACUUCAGCUGUCCCUUAUCAACAAUCGUUCACUGUAACAUUGCUCGAUAACGAUAUGGUGGCUGUUUCCAAACCGCAGCAGGGAUCGCAGUACCUUGGCCCAACGCCGCAACAUCCCAGGAUGUUCUGUGGCUUUCAAAUUCCAAUUUCUGAUGCCGGCAAUCGUAACAUAUCUUCACAAGGUUUAGUUUCUGGUAAUAAGAUGGAGACCCAAAGUGUUAUUGUGAGUAAACCUUACUCGGUUUCGACAACUUCCACUACGUCGUCUUACCGAGGAAUUGGUCAUCCAAUAACACGCCUUGCAGAACCUGAAAAAAAUGAAAACCAAGUAGGAAGCAAUCACGCUCAGUUUUAUGUAACCAAUAUUAAACCUGAUCAAGAGAGGAAAGAUACGGUGAACAUUCUUUUGCCGACUACAAAUGACAAACACAAACAGCCAUCUACUCCGCAUACUCCUCAUACACCGCUUAACAAUCAUGGUAGUACAGAAAUCUCAACCAAUAAAUCAUAUUCUAUGGAUGAAAUUCAAAAUAAUGAUAUAGGUCCAAGUAAGGGGCCUUUCAUGCUUGCUCCAACUCCGGCACAACUUGGUCGAGCACCGUUGCAAAGGAGACAAUCAAUGGCAAUGCCUCCCACAUCAAAUGCAGGAGACCAUGGGCCUCUGACGUCUCAGCAUUGUGACAAUCGUCAACAAAUAAGCACAUCCCAGACCACAGAACAGAUGCAACAACAACAAAAUUUCUCAGAAUCUCAUGCUUCGCCGUCUCCAUCCACCAAAAAAGGGUCCUUUUUCAAGAAAAAUGUCGAAGAUGGAAUGGACAGAGUACUUGAACAAGUUAAUUUCCAAGAAAAAUUUUCGUCUCUACCGGAAUUCAAACCAGAAGAUAUACAAAGUCCAAGUGCAAUCAGUAUAAGCACAGCAAGUUCGUCUGUUCAUGGUUCAGUGGUAACGUCUGGCUUACAUUCGUCAAAUCUACAAUCGUCCAUGCAAAUGCAAAGUUACCGGAAAAAAUCUGUACAGGGACCUCAUAGGCCUACAAUGAAUGAGGACGAUAUCGAGUCAGACACAUCCAUCUCCGCUACUCCAAAAUCAACUUCCAGUGUUAAGUUGACAGGGAACACAUUCUUUGGUCCAGAUUUCAACGUUGAUGCGUACAGAGCUAACAACGAUCUUGUAGGAGAUGUUGACACCAAUUCUCCUAGAACACCAAAGACACCUGGAGGAGGUGCUGGCAAUUCGGUCGGAAUGGGUAGAAGCGAGAACGAACGUGGUCAUAGAAAAGUAUUGGAGCAACGUCGUCUUCUCGUGAUGCAACUAUUUCAAGAAAAUGGUUAUUUCCCUUCAACGCAAGCUACUACAGCUUUCCAAGCGAAACAUUCGGAUAUAUUCCCUAAUAAGACAAGCUUGCAAUUAAAGAUCAGAGAAGUAAGGCAGAAAUUGAAAGCUAACUCUACACCAAUGAGUGCUAACAGUUUGGUUAGUCCAUUACCUGUUUCUGAGCCUUCACCUAAUGUGACUGGACCAUUGACUGCUCCUCCUACAUCGAUGGGAGCUCCACAUUCACUGCCUGUAAGCAGUAGUGGUAGCUAGCACCCACGUGCCAACUGUGAUACUAUACAUCCCCUUACUCCACAGCACGAGUACAUCAUUAUCCAUUAAAAAGGGAAGUUUUUAUUGGAAAAAUCGUUGAUGUAAAAGUUUUCGCGAGUUGUAAAGUGCUGCAAGGCUUUAGUGCAAUUCGAACUUUGAUGUAACCUGGUGCAGGUAAUUUAGACAGGCAUAUCAAGGUGAGUUGAUGUACACAUAUCAGUAGAAUUUUCAUAUUGUAUAUAGAAAAAGAAAAAGAGUCAGAGAAAUAAUCGAGUGUAUCUCAACACGGCUGAUGUUAUGUCGUGUGUUCGGUGGGUAUCUGUGUUCUAUCGGGUCAAUGAUAUGUAUAAAUUGUGAAAUGUUUGUGUGGUAAAGAAUUUAAAUGUAUUUUAGCAACGAUUGCACUCAUUAGUGAAUUAGAGACUAAAAUGUGCAGGCUUAAUCGUAUUAUAUUAUUUGAUAACAGAGUGAAAAGAAAAACGAAACGAAUGAGUAUAAUCAUGUAACUGUUUCGAGAUAAACAAGAGCUUUCUUCUCUUCGAAGAAAAGACAAUACUGUUCUGCAUUCUAAAUCCAAAGAUGAUUUAUGAAAGGGUAAUUAAUAGAAAUGUGGAAAUUAUUUUACUACAUUAUGAAGUCACAAUUCAUAUUUACUUGUACAAUUUCGGAAAAAGGAAUACGUGACAGAUAUUUGUACAUCGAAACACCUUGGCAGGAUUAUGGAAGGCCUAAGCCGUUGUUGAACAUUGUUAAAAAUGUUAUUGAAAUCCAGGUAGACAAAGAAGAGAGAAAGAGAGAAAAAGUGUGUGUGUGAUAUAAAACAAUGAACUUGCGCGCGUGUGUGUAGGAUGUGUAUGAGUAUGUACUGAGAGAAAGAGGAAGAGAAAAUCGUAAUUAGAGAGUAUUAGAAUUAAUGAAUCAUUAUAAAAUGAAAUCAGAGUUUAUAUACUUUAGUUAUACUUUAUAUAUAUAUAUGAUAUAUAUACAUAUUAUAUGUAUACAUACAUGUAUGUAUAUGUAUAUGUAUAUGUAUAUAUAUGAUACAGAUGAAAAGAAGAUGAAAAUUAUAGAAUGAGAACUGCGAUAAAUAUUGCACAAAAUUUAUGUAAUGCAGUCAACAGAUACGAUUAUAUAUAUAUGUAUAUAUUUAUAUACAUUCAUGUAUGUAGUAUAUGUACUUGUAUGUAUAUAUACAUAUAUAUACUGAGGUAUGACUUGGAAUGCAAGAUACCUGGAGAGUUUAAAGUAUCUAUGAUGCUGUGUCUGAAAAAUUUUAAAGACAGAAGCAUUCUUUUGGUGAUUUAUAGAUUAUAAAGAAAGAAAACAGUAAAGAUAAAGAAAUCGUGCCAUUGUGCGGCGACAAACGGAAGGCAAUGCAUGCGUAAACAAGUCCCUUGAAUAGUAAUGAAUUACUUGUUAGACAACCACUUGAUAUAGAUAAUAUCUAAUAUGUUUCCAAUAUUCUCGAAAGUACUUAUCUACUGUUUUUAGAAUCCCGCUCAAGUUCAACGCGUUUGUUUACGUUUUAUAUAAUAUUUUAAAAUUCAUCUGCAUGCCUCUUUAUUUUUUUUUCGUGGCCAAGUUAGAUGUAAGCGGUUUUAAACGGGCCGUAUUUUUUUUUUAUUUAUUUUUUUUGGCCGUGACAAAUUUAUUUGUUUUUAUCUGUUGCUUCGUCGUCUGAUGCGUGCGAUUUAACUUAGAUAAAAUAUGUUUUCAAUUUAAACAAUUCAAACACCGAGCUUCGAGGUAGGAACAAUGGGAAAAUUCAAUGUUAACUCUGUCGAACACAUUGUUGCGAUUCGUAUUUUGUUAUUACGCUUUUAAAUGAAUUUGUUGUUUAUAUUAGACUCAUUAUCACCAUCAUUGCUUAUAACUGUCGCGUACUGUUGGAAACUGACUGAAUUAGAUCUAAUUGUCAAGGAAUUAUAAACGUUGACGAUCACAUACAUAUUACUUCACACGAUCAUAGGUAUAAACCCAGAUUUUUUGGUAAAUUAAGUUUAUAAUUACAAUCAUCUUGUAUAUUACAACAUCGAUUUAUGUCAGUAUCUAACAGUACUUUAACUAGAUUCACGUAUUUAAAUUAUUUAAAAACUAGUGUGGUCACUAUAGUCCCCAGAUCUCUAAGAUUCUGUGUUUUAUGAAAUAUCUUAGUGAUAAUUCUUCCUUAUAGGUGACCUAACAUUUUAUAGUCAUCCCGAGAUUGUCAGAGCAUAUGUUCAUUCUAAAACAUACACGUCGAGAAUACCCAAGAUUACUUUGUUGAAUGCAUAGCUUGAAGCUACAUUUCCAGUAAUUUAAUUACAGGGAAUGUUAUAAUUUUGUUCGAAUUGUAUUUUGUUCAUGCAAGUUAUUUCCUUAUCUGAGCAACUAGUUCAAACAACGUUUUUGAAAACUCAUUUUACAACUGUAAAUUCUUAAUAAAUUAAAUGAUUACCAUACGAGUUACUGUGAACAUCAUUCACGUACUCUGUGGCGAAAUUUUUAUAAAUAUUAUACCUUUCUUGUAUCAAGUUUCUUAAAAAGUUUAUUAUUUUAAAUCAACUAUAUUCCCUAAAGAAAUAUUCUAAUGUAUUUGUUAUAAACAAUCAAUUUCUCAAUUAUUUAUAGCCUUACAUAUCUUAAUAAAUUUAUUCUUUAUCAGGUGACAUUAAAAAUCACUAAUUUUUCGAUCUUAUUCAAUUUUAUUUAUUCUAAUCAGUUUACUGAUUCGAUUUAUUCGUAUUUUCAAUUACUCAUUAUUAUUCAUUAUAACAAUGUAGAAGGUAUAAAGUACUCUUGGAGGUUCUUCAUUGCUCCUUUGGCAGGUGUUCCGUAUUGAUAGACGACAACAAUUCGGACAGUACAGGCUGUUAAAAAAAGACGUCUAACAAAUGUGAAAAAUUGUGGUACUUACGGAACUAAAGAAACAAAAUACUUAACCAUUACAAUUCUUUCACACUAAACAACUAUUUUUAUAUCAAUAAUGUAACUUAUCUACUCGCGUGUACAUAAAUUAUUUUGUAAUUUUAUUAUUUUUAGCUCUUGGAAGCACAUGUCAGUACAUAUUCCUAUCGUCGUACUUUGUUUUUAUUAUACCAUCGGAAACUACUGCUUGCUCUAAAAGGAUUCAGCGUAGGCAUAAUUCCUUACUCGAAGGUUGUCUUUUAAAUUUCGUUUAGUAGGUACCACGAGGAGACUGCAGAUGUUUAUAUAUUUCUGAUAUCUACUACUCUGCAAAACUACAAUAAAUCAAGAACUUGAAUCAAGUUUAAUAUUAUUUAUAUGUUAUUUUUAAUGGAAUAAAAAUUACUAAUACAGAAAAUAAUUUUCAAACUGA